Molecule: messenger RNA, 12358 nt
Organism: Xyrichtys novacula (pearly razorfish)
Lineage: Eukaryota; Metazoa; Chordata; Actinopteri; Labriformes; Labridae
Source: the annotation of a GenBank genome assembly
GAGAAGGAGGAACGGCGGUUUUGGGGGGCCAGCAAACAUUCGCCUAUCAUCAGUCAACGUAAAGCCAACUCCUCCUCUUCUGCUGUUACGCACAUGCAUGCAGCCUCCUGGCAUAAGACAAAACAUUAACUAAACAGACUACUGUCAAGGAAAAGUGCCUCUCCCAGGCGGCCUGCGGGAUUUUAUCAAGAAAAGGCUGUUGGUUUUUUCCUUUUUCUACUUUUCUUUGCAGAGAAAAAGUAGCUUGAGCGACACAAAUCUGCAGCUGAAAGCAUCAACUUGGACUGUGCAACCUAGAGAAGGGGAGGAAGCCUCUCUCACGGGCUCCCUGUUAGCUAUUUUGGACAUAUCUUUUUUGCUUCUCUCUGACUGUGUGAUGCAGUUAAAGGCUGCUGUCUGGUUUUGACAUUGGCACGUCUUGUUAUAAGUUACUAAUUGUUCUGCAGAAGAAAAAAAAAAGAGAGAGAAAAUAUCCAAUGCCUCGCAGACUGUGAAUCCCUGAAAUACUACUUUCGGCAAGAAGGAGGCAUCGAUGCUGAGACCCAUGCAGCGGGGCUUCCAUAGUUGGUAUGUUUGUCUAUCGUAAAUGGAAAAGAAAAAAUUGAAAUACAAUCCGGUGAUAGCUGAAAAAAUAAUAUCACACCUGAGAGAAAAUAGAUUCCAACGAGAGAAGCGAAAUCUUUAUGAAUUAAUCAUAGCUUAUUAAUAAUGAGAGCUGCAGAGAUUCGGAUGACGGUUUCCAUUGGCAGAUGAGAGGUAGUGUGGAGAACACGUGCCCAAUUUUUCCCUCAUAUUUUUUCCUCCCUGAUCUGGAUUUCUCACUUGUCACGGCAAGAAAGGAAAACGUCAAAAAGCGAAAAUUCUGAGUGGCAUUAUAGCGCAGCCUCUGAUGGACAUCUUGGCUUGCAGAUCCGAAGAGAACAGUUAUAAUAUCCUCCCUUCUGCGGCGACGAUGCUCUUCCAUGGCCUCCCUGGAGGCGACGUGCACGGUGUGGUGGAAGAAAUGGACCGAAGAGGAAAGAGCGAGUCAGCAGCCAUCAGCUCAGCCAUCGAUAUGGGGGAAUCAGAGACGGUAGGAGAGACUCAUUCGGCCCUAUCGGCUUGUUAGCGCAGGCAGCAUGGCAGCCUGGAACAUGUGACAGUGGCUGCACUCUCACUGCUCCGAGCUCUCUGAUUAUUUAGCUCUCUCAAACACAAUCUACAUUUAAAAAAAAUAAAAGUACCAUCCUCUAAAUGUUGUGUUUAAAGGUUAGUAAACUUGCUUCAACAGGCCCAGACAUUGUUCAUCCCAAACUUAUUUUAAUCCAAAUAAAAGCUAAAAAAAGAGAAAAAAAGAAGAGAAGCUGCACAUUCACUCCAGAAACAAAGUGAUGAAAAUGCUUUUUAACUUUAACAACUACAUUUUCUAAAAUUUUCUAAUAUACUUUGUUUUAAAAAAAAGAAACAAACAGAUUCUAAUAGACAAAAAGGUUUUCAAACUUGAAAUUAAAUAGAUUUACGCACGAGUAAAACAGCUUUAACGUCCAUUAUUUUUUCUAAUUUGACAAAUAGCAGAAAACUCAAUUUUUUUGCAAUGUGCAAACCUUUAACUGUAAAAUAUACAUGAAAAAAACAUAAAAAAUGCAAUUUCAGUUUGAGAGUAAACCAAAAAAGGAAAAAGGACACGUGUUCGAAGAAAUGUUAAUUCACCACCUUUAUCCAAAAUGUGGUUUAGUGUAAGAAAAAGACAUGCAUGUUUAUUGAGAAGGCCUCUAUAAAUUUUCAUAUUGGCUAGUUACUGAUUCAUAACCCUGAAUUUAUAGUUUUUAAAACAAUAAUUGUAUAUAAAUCUUAUAAACAUGUUGAUACCUGCAAAAUAAUCCUUUAAUUAAAAUACCAGAACACAAAAAAGUGUUAAAGCUUCAUGACAACUUAAAAAAAAACAUUAUUGUGAUUUUCUUUAUGUUUGCUGUGUAAGGAAAGUUAAAGUAACACCAUUUUGUCCUUUAAGCACUCUUGUGUUUGCAUUGUUUGAGAUUAAUCUAAACCGAUCGGUGAUUUUUAACCGAGAUUUUCUUAAAACGAAAACAGUGACCGUGUCAUAUUUUAUAAUGCCUUAUUUCGAUCAUGGGAUGAAGUUCACAUUGAUCUUUUUUUUUUGCUGAAUCGAUCUUUAAACCCAGAUUUGUAUUUUAAUUGCAGUAUUGUGUUCCUCAGUGAUAUUCCUGUGCUGUUGGAAAAAGGGAUUAUUUUAUAUUCCCAUUAUGCUCCCAUGUGUGACUGCUGGUUGUGUGAGAGAAGAAGCUCGUGCUGUGACUCUCUAGGAUUUUUAAGUGUUUGUAUUAUUUAAAAAAAUCCUUCCUCUCGUGGUUUAUUUAGAUAUUUUACACUCUUGUACAAUCCUUUCACUUUUAUUCCUGUCUUUGUCCUGACUCUCUGUCCUCUCUUCUGUGUUGACCUAUCCAGUCCAUGCCGUGUGUGACCAGCGAGCGCGUGGCUCUGUGCGCGGGCUGUGGCAGGAAGAUCGCGGACCGGUACUAUUUACUGGCCGUGGACAAACAGUGGCACAUGCGCUGCCUCAAGUGCUGCGAGUGUAAACUCAACCUGGAGUCUGAGCUCACCUGCUUCAGCAAGGACGGCAGCAUCUACUGCAAAGAGGACUACUACAGGUACAGGAGGAGGGCGCACGGGGCCUGACCAAGAUCACAGUCAGAACAACAUUUGCAACAUUUAUAAUGGACUGUUGAAAAUUCAUAACAGCAGAAUAUGUGCAUCAGAUUUAUUAUAAAACGCAUCUAAAUACGUUUAACAUUAAAAUAGCCGAGUGAGAUACUUUGGAACAAUAUUUACGCACCGUUCCAACUCUUCAUUUCAUUUUAUAGAUGUUAAAUUCAGCAAAAUGACUUUUAUGUUACCAUUGUGGCGAAGCUACUUCCCUGAUUUUACCUUCCUAUCGUGUUGACAACUUUACUUUUAAGCUCCUUUCUUUAUCUUGUCGUUUUAGUCCCGUUAUUUUCACGUGUUUAAGAUCAAACGAGUGUUUACGCGAAGAAAUUGGAGAAAGAAAACAAAACCUUAUGUUAUGCUGUUUGCUGUAACUCAGAAAGCACAGCAUUAGAAGGCUACAUGUACAUUUGAGGGGGGAGGGGGGUUAACAAGAUGUCCAGCACCUCUAACAUUCAUCUCCCAUCUCUAGAAACUUUGGUAAACAUCGGCAUUCACUUAUUUAGUUUCGUUGUAAAACCACAAAACCAAACGUAAAGUCCUUUUGCUUUUGUGUACAUUUCUGCUGACUCUCUGUGUAACUUCAGGGUAAAUUGGCGGUGACUCAUGUCCACAUUUGUUGGGCCAAAGUUUAGAUGUUUCGGGUAAAAACGCACCGCAGAUGUACCAGCUGUCCAGGCCCAUGUCAGGCUCCGCGUACAGCCGCUGAUGACAUUUCUGUGUUGUCCGCAGAAGAUUUUCGGUGCAGAGAUGCGCUCGGUGCCACCUGGGGAUCUCAGCUUCGGAGAUGGUGAUGCGGGCCCGGGACCUGGUCUACCACCUCAACUGCUUCACCUGCACCACCUGCAGCAAGAUGCUGACCACCGGGGACCACUUCGGCAUGAAGGACAGUCUGGUGUACUGUCGGCUGCACUUUGAGACUCUCAUCCAGGGAGAAUAUCAGACACACUUUAACCACGCGGACGUGGUUCCGCACAAAGGCCUGGGCCCGGCCAACACGCUCGGACUAUCCUACUUCAACGGCGUGGGCACGGUGCAGAAAGGCCGGCCAAGGAAGAGGAAGAGUCCGGGGCCGGGAGCCGAGCUGGCGGCUUAUAAUGCGGGUAAGAAGGACGUUUUAAAACAACAUGAAAGUUAUCAUUAGGGACGAUACUGUUGGCAGUACGCGCGAAGAGUUGGUGCUUUUAUAAAAUGAAAUUAGUUCAGACAUGAUUGACGAUUCAGCUUUUUAAAAAAUCAUUAAACACGUGGUGAAGUAGGCUUUUAUGAAAAAGUGAAUGAAUUUCAAAAGUGUGGAUUCUGUUGAGUAACUCUCGCUCCUGAGUUGUGUUGGAAAGUAGGAGCUAUGAAAGAAUAACAGGCUUCAUUUUUGGAAAUAUUUCUAAAGACGAUUUUUAAAAAUCCUAUGGCAUUAAAUUUUCCUCUGAUAUUUUCUAAAGGAGUUGAAAGUCACUUAGAAUAACGACUGGACCAAAUUACAAAGUCGCCACUUUUACGCAAGACUUCGUGAAAUUUUGCAUUUUGCGUUUUUAAAUUCAGAUAAACAACUUGACACUGCUUUACUAUUUCAAAUUUUCACAAUGCUAAUCUUAUUUUGUUACUUUUGCUGAUUAAUGUUCUGUUGUUGCUUUUUUUUAGUUUGUUCACAACACAUGAAAAUAUUCUGGAGAGGUUCUUUAACGCUUGAGUUCAUAUGAAGUAGCAAAAGUAUAAACAUGCUCAUGCUUAAUGCUGUGUUGUGUGUUAAGAGAGGGCGAUCAAACUAACUUUCCAACUUAGGAAUUAAACUAAAAACUGUAAACAACUUAUCAGUGGGAGACCAGUCUGUGAAUUCAGGCCCCAAACAACAGACUGUAAACACAUUUUAUCUAUUGUUGCAUAAAAAAAAGUGUUCAGCAGUCUAACCACUCCUCAGUCUUGCUUACGAUUAAGAUUUUAUCAUCAUAUUUUUAAAAAUAAUUGUAUGUAAUUGUAGUUUUGAUCAUAUUUCGCUGAAGUUAACCUUGGUUUUUCUCUUAAGAAACACUUUUUCCUCUCCCAUGUCCUCUUUGGGGGAUAAAAAAGAAAAGUUUUUUUGAUGUUCCGGCUUUUGCUUUCACCCUUUUCCACUUGUCAGGCUCCAUAGACAUCUACAGACCCUAACACCCCACCUCACACCCCCAUCCAACCACACACACUACACACACACACAUUCACACACACUUGCUAGAGACUUUCUGCAAUGGGACUGAGGCCAAAUGGGGUGUGUACCACAGAUCAAUGUGAUUUGAUGAGUUAUUCACUGGAAGAGAGAGCAGGGGAAUACAAGAAGUCUCUUACAGAACAGCUUUCUGUUUUUUAAUGCUCUGACAGUUAAUUAACCGUCUGAUUGUUGUCGUAAAAAAAAGAGAACAAGAAGUAUUAUGUAAGAAUACAAAACUGGUCAUAGAAACAGCAGCAAACAGAGAUUCUUUUACUUUCGUUUACUCUCAUUUUCUAAACUUUUUAACUGUUUUAAGGAGUCGCAGCAAGUGGAAUAACACUCCUAACUUUUUAAAACGUGCAUAUAAACUUUUUCUUUUCCGUAAGAUUCAGAUUCUUCUCUUUAAAAAGUAUAAAUUACUUUUAUUUCUUGGUUGCUUCACUUAAAAAAACCUGAACUUCAUUGUUUUAAAAGGGAAGCUGCUUGAUCUGAUCCCACUUCACAGUGCAGCCUAAAAAUACACAUUCUAGGACGCACAACACGAUCACAAAAGUACAAGAAAGCUUGAUUUCACUCAGGACUUAACUAACCUCAUGUAAAAAAUGCCCAUUGUGGGUAAAUAAAGGGGGGUAGAAAAAGACUCAGAGGCAGAAUGAGUCUGAAGGAGAGAGUGAAGAGGCAGUGCGCCCUCUUCUGUUCCCACUCUGAAACAGCACCGGUGCUUCACCUGAACAUCACAUGAGAACAUGUGGUGACCCGGAGCAGCCUGCAGCUCUCAGAUGUAAAUAAGACGUUGUGGUGUGUGUGUUUGUGUGAGACGGAUGAGGAGACGAGCAGGAAAAAACAGGCUGCUUUCUGUAAAAACGCCGCAGCAUAUGCUCCGGACAGAAAGCAGCAUUUGUUCUGCCUGGUGUGUAUCGGCUAAUUAAGUGAAGUGUUAUUCUGGUGCUUUUCACUCACUUCAUAUUCAUCAUUUGCAGCGUUCGGAUAUUGAACGCGAACUGUUAUGCAUGCAGCAACACUUAAGAUGUUGCCAAGAAAUUUGCAGGCUGAGAUAAAUACAUGUGUUUUGUGUGUGUGUGUGUGUGUGUGUGUGUGUGUGUUUGUGGGUUUAUAUGUGUGUGUGUAUUCAUUGAAGCCAGGCUAGCACCUCCUCUAUCCCAGGAUAAGAGAGACGUGCAGACAGGGAUGGACAGAAAGACACAGACAGAGAGAGAGAGGGACGGACAGAUAGAAGGGAAGAGAGGAGGAUGAUCUGCAGCUGGAAGAAACAGCUGUCAGGUCGCAGUAUCACCUCAGAUCAGAUCAGACUGAGUGUAUGAAGCUACAAAAAAAACCUUCAGUCACCUUUAAAGUUUUCUUUCUUUCUUUCUUUCUUUCUUUCUUUCUUUCUUUCUUCUCUACAUAAGCUGGGAUUUUGCUCUCUAUGCAGGCCUCACUUUUGGUUUUGUGACAAGCAGAGUUCUUAGUGAAAUAUUUUCCUCAAGUUGAUUACAAAUACGUCUCUUAAGUGGGUUUUAGUAGGAUGCCUUUCGUGCUGCUUCUUGCUCUUCAAUGUCAGGGAUCAUGAGAAUUCAAGGACCUAUAAAAGUAAAGUAAAACUCCAAACAAAGGCAGCCUAUUAGACGUAAAAUCAAACUGAUUUCCAUGAGUCUUUCCUUUGUCUAACUCCAUCUCUUCCUCUUCUCUGUCGGCCAGCAGCUCUGAGCUGCAACGAAAACGACGGCGAGUCCAUGGACCGGGACUCCCAGUACAGCUCCAGUCAGAAAACCAAGCGUAUGCGGACGUCCUUCAAGCACCACCAGCUCAGAACCAUGAAGUCCUACUUCGCCAUCAACCACAACCCCGACGCCAAGGACCUCAAGCAGCUCGCCCAGAAGACCGGCCUCACUAAACGUGUCCUACAGGUAACCACAGCGCGGCCUUUAGGCUUCAGAUGACACACACUGACAAACGCCAGCAGGGGUGAAAGUAUUUCACUUGUUUCCAAUGCAAAUCAGCCUCAGUCCAAGUAUUGAUAUAUGAAGUGAGGUUUUCCCGAAAGGAGCCAAAUCUGCUGCUUUAUUUUAACACAGAGCGUUUUUUCUUCAGAGGGAAAUUCUUGGAAGAUUAUCUGGAAACAAAAGCAGAAAGAAAAGUUGUCCUGCUUUUGUUUCUAUCCUUAUUCUUACUCACAUUUAAGUAAAAACACGAUCAAAAUGUGAGAAAUUGAUUUUAAAAAAGCCACAUUUUUGAGGAUUGUUGUUUCUAACUUCCUCUAACACUUAAAAGUGAAUAUUUUUGUUUACAUUAGGGUGAAAAAGUACCUGGAAACGAGACAAACCCAUAAACAAGCAAAAGUAAUGUGUCUCAUUUAAAGACUGAAGACUGAAAAACAGCUCUGUAGUUAUAUGCCAGGGAAGAAAUUGCACAGCGGAGCGUUUGAUUCCCACCAAAGACGACAGCAAAUUAUCUAGGGGACUGAGAGGAAGAAAAAUGAGACAAAAAAGUUUCUGAAUCAAAAUUUUUCUGAGAAGGAGGAAAAAAAAACAGGAGAAAUCAUCCCGCUGCUUUAAUUAAUGCUUGCAGAAAACAAAGCAGUCGUUUUGCUUUGAUGCGUUGGAUGCCUGUUAUUCCAGUUGAAGCGCCCGUUUCCCAUGGCUCCGUCAUGAUUCCAUCGCUAACACGCUCCAACACUCAGCUCGGCACAGACCGCCGCCUCUCUCACCACAUCUCACAUCCUGCUUUUUUAUCACUGAGACGACGAGCAAAGAUCAAGUUUGAGAAAUUCAGAUUUAGAUGUGUUGUAUCAAUCAGUAAGUCAAUAUCAGGGGCGCUGAGGAGGAUGACGCUGCCUGACUCAGGCUUUAGUGAAUGAAUUUUUGUGAUUUUAGGAAAAAUAUUUUAGAAAUCUUUGAAUCAAGUGGAAGUCAAAUCUGAAAAUUAAGUCAGGACUAAGCUUUAACCCACUUGUAGACUUUAGACACAUCCAGUGUAAUCUUUUCACAAUAUCAACAAAAAUAGGAAUCUCUAUUUUUUUGUGCAAGCAUCAAAUUAAUAUUAAAGUUUCCAUGGCAACCACAGCAUUUCUUUCUUUGAUUAGCUAUAAGGAGGAAAGGCUUCUGUACACAGCAAAGGAGCAUCAAAGCUUUAAGUCCUUAUUCAUCCUUGACUCCAAUCUAUGCAUGUGCAAAACAACUUUAAACAGACAGAAAGAAAAGCUGGUGUGUGCCAUUAACUAACAGUAAACCAGGGGCAGAGCGAUGGUAAACGUGAGGAUAAUGAGGGCCAUCAUGACAGGCAAAGGAAUAAGUAUUUUAUUUUUGUUUUGUUUUUUUAGAUUAGUGCUUUGACAGUGAUCCAGUCAUGAUUCUUGUUGCAAAUUUGCAGAUGAAGUUAAUGUUUGGUUUUUGUUAAGACCCAGAAAUGUCCUGCUUCAGGCUGCAGAAAGAUUGUGAUUUUGUGUGACGAUUAAAUUGGUUCAAUUGCCAGUUACUUUAUACAUAUAAAUAUACAGAUACAUGACACAUAGACUUGGUAAAACAUAGACAGGUUUCAGCUAAAUGAACAUUUGUGUUUCCGGUUUGUGAUCAAAGUUUAAACUAACAGCAAAGAAGGUCCUAAUAUGGGUCAAAUAUGAACAAACUCUGAAUUAUUACAUCAAGUAAUAUGAGCCCCAGUUUGUAUGUCUUGCUCUUUACAGUAUGUUUCAAUUCAUGUGAACACUGAUCCUCAAAGAAACCAAACUUUGUUCUGAUGUGCACAGCUACAUAUAUUUUUCAGACAUGUCUCAGAACACCUGUUAUUAAAAGCUCUUAACCUAUUUUUUAAAGGGAUUUUAGCCUUCAGGGGCAAUAGUCACAUUCCUUCUGGGAUGACUUCACAAUUAUAAGUUCAUUAUUCGCUCUGAUUUUAGUUUGAGUAUGAUCCUCUCUAAGGCUGUAACAAUAUAGAGGUAUUGGCCAUCUUGGAAAAACAAAGAAACAUUGAUAUCAUGCUAAAAUUAAACAUAAGAUAACACCAUGACCGAAUAAUAACAUGUAAGGUAGUUGCCGUUGUCUGUGAAAUUAAGGAGUCAUAUGUUGCUCUACCCUUGCCUUGUCUUUCCUCAGUUCAUACUGUUAUAUUCUUAAGUUAUCACUAUAAUAUUCUUGUUGUGAUAUUUUCAGGCCACAAUAAUAGUGAGGUGAAUAUUUGAUAUUGUGACAGCUUAACCAACGGUGGACUUUCAGUUUUUACAGGGGAAUAGAAAACAAAAUGGAAACAAAUACUUUAGAGAUAUGAGGAGUUCAGGAGGGAAACAUAUACGUUUUUAAAAACAUAGUUAAAAAAAACAUACAACCACAUCGCUCGAACUCAUCAUGACCACUUAAGUCUCUAACCAAACACAGUCAAAAAUGAUAUUCCUUUUCAUCUCUAACUUUAAAGAGUCUUGAGAUUCAACAUUUAUGUAUGUUUUUGAAAUACUUCCUGUCUCUCUGCUGCUUUGAUAAUAGUGGAAAGUUUGCUAACCAUAGUUUGUUAUUGUAAACAUUGAAUACUGACAUUACCAAGUUCUGUAGAUUUGAAGGGGGACCAGUGAUGAGUCUCAGUGGAUUUCACCGUAUUGGUGACCUCUUUCAAAUAUGUGAUAAUAAUGUGAGCUUUUGCUGAAAAUGACAAACCCUGGACCUGGUAAAAAUGUGCUCAUGUUGAGUGUAGGAACCACUUUUGGGGAUUGCUCCUAUUAAAGACUGCUGUCAGGAGAACAUAAAGAUAGAUUACAUUACAAUGGUUUUAUCUAGGUCUCAUUUAAAGCAGGUAGAUUUAUGAACUUUCUGCUGAAAAUUACCCAUACUUAGUGGUUUGAAAACAGUUUUUGUAAUUGCUAUUUUUUCUGCUUUUGAAAGUUGGUGUGUUAAAAAAUAUACUGUCAUAAAUAUUUCCAUUUUUUUUCUCUUUGAACUCAAAGGAAAGACACGUUCAGAGCUAUACUGUUUUUUAUGGUAUUUUAAGUAAAUUUCAAUAUGAACGUCUUACAUCUGUCUAUCGAUGGUUUAUAUGACCAUGAGAUCCUCACAGACAUGACAAAGUGACAGUGAACAUGUUGUUUCACAGAGAACUGAAGACUGUGAUGAUGGAUUUUUUUGGAUAGAACCUGGGACUCGUGUUUACUUCACCUCUCAGGCAGCUAUAAGAGCUUCCCCUUAUAACCACAGUAUCACAUUUACAGACUUAAAAGACACUUGAGACGCAGUAGGCAAUCAUCAUUCUGCUUUUAUUAGAGUCAGCUGCACUAAUGUUGUGGGUUGAUCAGGUUUUAAGUGCACUGUAUCAGUUUGCAGUAAAGACUGAUGAGGUUACAAAGAGGUGGGAUCUUCUUAAAUUCUGUUUACUCUCCAAUGAAAUCAAAAAAGGGAAUUCUUAUAGGAGGAACAUUAUAGGAGAAUGAAAGUGAGCUUUGUCAGUCAUCUAAAAGCAUGUUUUUUCCUUCAUAAAUGCGUCAUCUUUAUUUCUUUCUACUGCACAGUAGAAAAAAAAAAGAUCUCCUCAACAGCAAAAUUCCUGUGAAUAACUUUGCUAGUAAUCUGGAGAGGCAGAGCUGCUGUUUCUAGAAAGAGAUGCUGCUUCAGAAUUUCUUUAAUUCACCCAUCAACAGUGUAGACUAGUUAACCAUCUUUAACUUGACCAAAACAUCAAAGAUUAUCAGAGAAAAAAAAAUCUAUGUGGCAUGAUAUUUUAGUUUACAAUUUGAAAGAAGUAAACCUGAAUAAAUGCUUUCAUAUGAAUGCUUAUAUGCUUGUCCCUUUAGCUGCUAUGAACAUCCUAUUUGAUAUACUAUGAAAAAGCUUGUGCACAUCCUAGAUGAGAAAUGAUAAUUCAAUGCAUCGUUCUUCAACAGUUUGUUUGAUCUAUUGUGAAAAGAUAGAAACUAUUUUUCCAUGCAAACUAUUUGAAUGUUGGACAGAUUACCACCUUCAUCAUAAGAUACUUUGUCAUGACAUCUCAAUGUCCCUUACAGAAACGUAACAGUCUAGUUCUGUUUCAAAGUCUGCUUUUUUAAUCUCUAACUCAUUCACAUUUUCACAUGAAUUGGUCUAUUUUAUGGGAUUUAGAGAUAAAAUAUCAUGAGGAUUCAGAAACAUAAGUUAACACAAGAUUAUGGAAGUUAAAAAAAAAUAAAAUAAAAAGAAACCUGUGCUGAUUUUUACAUCCUUAAAGGACUCUAACUUCAGAUUUAGAUUUUUAAGGCUGCUCUAGUGUUGGCAAAGACUCUGUUACAGUGAUACAAAAAUGGUGUACAAGAGCGAUAAAAGGAAACAAAACAUUACAAAAAUGUAUGCAUACGUUUUUGCACAUAACUGUACUGAUAUUGCGUAUACCGUUCCCAAAUUUAGGUGGCCACGUACUAAGAGUUCACCCCACUUAUAGCAUCUUGUGCGAGUCUGUAUUCAUAUUUCAGUCUGGACCACUUUUGUCAAAAAGAAUAAUUCAUGUGUUAUUUUUGGCAAUAUGGCCCUGGUCUGAGAGGUUCCUGCACUUCCAUGACUGCAUUUGGGAUACCAAAGUCUGAGGUGGGGAGAGCACACCUCCCCUCUAUAAAAGCCAAGGCAGGGAGAGCAGCAGCAAAGACCCCCCACCCCCUAAACCAGGGUAUAGAACAAGUAGGCUUCAGGGCACUUGUAAAAUCCAAUAGUUAAAACACAAAAAGAGGAAUGAUUUUCAUACGCAACUUGAAUUUAAGUUUAUGUUGUCAACUAAUGAACACAUAUCCUGACUUAUCGAUUUAUUAUUUGUCUGCAGGUCUGGUUCCAAAACGCCCGGGCUAAGUUCAGAAGGAACCUUCUACGGCAGGAGAGCACGGGGGUGGACAAGGCUUCUGACGGCUCCACGCUGCAGGGCGGGACGCCGUCGGGCCCAGCAUCUGAGAUCUCCAACGCCUCCAUGAGCCCUUCCAGCACCCCCACCACCCUGACAGACUUGACUAACCCCACCAUGCCCACUGUCACCUCCGUGCUCACCUCAGUGCCCGGCGGCUUAGACGUCCACGAGUGCCGGAGCCCCUCACAGACCACGCUGACCAGCCUCUUCUGAUAGAUGAACCCAUGAAUCCCCCUGUCCCUCAACCUCUGCUCCUCCCCCUUGGAUCUUAAACUGAGCACUGUUGAUCCCUUCGGACAUUAAAUGGAUUAGUAAAGAGAAGGUAAUGGAAAAAAAUAAUAAUUUCUCUCUGAGCCCAUUAGAGACUAUUUGCAUAGUGAGGCAGCCAAGCCUUACAGAAGGAACAGUUGUUGUUAUUUUGAUGUUGUUGUCUUGUCGGGAACUGAGGAGACUUGAUUUGCAUUUUUCAAUGUUUACAGAAAGAGACUGCGGAGGGGAAAAAAACUGCUUAAUUUUUUGGAAAUUUGUUUUUUUCCAGCACAGUAUUUAUGUUGUUGUACAAGAGUCACUGUUAGAAGGAUUGUAAAAAAUUCCUUUUUUGAAAAUCUGAGAUUAAACACAGGUUAAAAUAUC